This is a messenger RNA of Drosophila innubila, 738 nucleotides long. It is a transcript of the gene Cp19, whose product is annotated as chorion protein S19. Lineage: Eukaryota; Metazoa; Arthropoda; Insecta; Diptera; Drosophilidae. Gene Ontology annotation, cellular component: egg chorion. Bases 80 to 643 code for a protein of 187 amino acids. The record is from RefSeq and is a predicted model, not a curated record. Gene Ontology annotation, biological process: multicellular organism development. The transcript is spliced from 2 exons.
UGUGCUUAGCAUUUGGUUCGUUAAUUGUGCCAACUGUUCCAAGCAGCGAGCGCUACCCAAAAAAACUUAAAGUCCAACCAUGAACAAAUUCGCCACUCUCGCCGUUUUCGUGUGCACCUUGGCUCUCGCCAGCUGCAAUGGAGGAUAUGGAGCUCCCAGCUAUGGCCAUGGACACCGUGAGGUCUCCAGCUAUGGACACCGCGAGAACAACGGUGCUGCUGCUGCCAGCGCCGCUGCCGCCGCCGGUGGCAAUGAUCGUCCCGUAGAGAUCGUUGCUGGUGGUCCCCGUUAUGGCCAUAGCGAGCAUCUGCGCCCAAUCCUCUUGGACUCCGGCUACAAUGGCCACAACCAUGCCGGAUACGGUCAGGUCGUGCAGGCUGCCAACUAUGAGGGCAAGAAGUACCAUGGCAACCAUGGUUAUGGUCAACAGCGCGGCUAUGGACGUCCCCGCUGGUCUGUCCAGCCUGCCGGCGCCACUCUGCUGUAUCCCGGCCAGAACCAUUACCGCAGCUACGCCUCAGCUCCCGAGUACACCAAGGUGGUUCUGCCCAUCCGUGCCGCUGCUCCAGUUGCCAAGCUCUACGUGCCAGAGAACCACUAUGGCAGCCACGGUAACUACCACCAACAGGCUCCCCGUUAUUAGAGACCUCAUGAAUCUCUCGUGAAAUUUCUCACAAUUUAACGGAAACGUUCGCUGUCCAAACAGCGCCAAUAAAAUCAACAUCACAAAAAAAAAAA